GUGUUGUACCAACAUAAUACAUCGAUAAUACAUUUCCUUUCCAAUAUUCGCUAUUGUAGCAAGCAAUCCACAAUAUACAGAAGACACGUUUCACCAAUGUAGAUUUAGUAAGCUGGGUACGAAGUAGAGCUAAACAGAAGGCUGCAAAUGAUGAUAUUCCUUUCCAUACGUAUGUUUAAAUCCGUGUAAUAAGCAUGGGGGAACAUGUGAACUGUAGACAGAAGAUCAAAAGAUAGAUUGUGAACUUUCUGGAAUUUCUUACGAGAUGCCGAACAUGGAGGUGGAAGCAGAUGCCGGAUGGUUGGAUGGUGUGGUAAAUGAAGCCAUUAUGGAUGAUAAAAUUCUUGUGGACAAAUGCUGCAGUAUUGCCAAUGGUAUCCAGAGUCAGAGUGGAGGUCUUUUGAAACUGGUUGAAAAAUUGGGAAUUACACUAACAGACAAAAACCCAGAGUUGAGAGAGAAGGGAACACGGAUUCUAGCAGAGGUUUUGCAGAAUCUGCCAAGAGACUGCCUGCAAAAAUCAGAAGUACAUUUUAUCACAACUUUCUUCUGUGAUCGGCUUAAGGAUCAUAAUGCAGUUAUUCCAGCAGCAUUGCAAGGAAUUCAUGCUGUUAUACAAAUGAAUAACCUUCCAGAAGAUUCUCCAGCACAUAUAGUUACUGGACUGUUUCAGCAUGUUCAUUGUCAGUCUCAGAAGCAAGCAGAUCGCCAUGUUAUCUACAAAAUACUUGAAGCAUUUAUUCAGAAUUACAAAGAAGAAUGGAAGCUGCUUGGUCCUGACUUUGUGUUUGGUGUCAUAUCAAUGGUUGAUGGUGAGCGAGAUCCUCGCAACUUGUUGCAGCUGUUUGGCAUGUUUCCACACUUCAUUAGAACGUUCCCUCUUGGCCAUCUAACAGAGGAGAUGUUUGAAGUUAUGGCAUGUUACUUUCCCGUUGAUUUCUAUUCAAUUUCCAGCACUCCUAAUGCAAUUACUCGUGAUGACCUUGCAGCUGCUCUUUUGCAAUGCCUCAUAGCCUCACCUGCUUUUGCAGAGUUCUGCAUUCCUUUGUUAUUAGAGAAGUUAGAUUCUCAACUCCGCAUCGCAAAGCUUGAUUCUCUUCGAUUACUGCAAGAAUGUUGUAAGACCUUCACAGUAGGAGGGAUGGAGAAGCAUCUGUAUGAUUUGUUCCAGUCUCUUCAUCGAGAAAUCGUUCCUGGAACAGACAAGGAAUUGUGUGAGGAAGCUCUUGUGGCAUUGAAGGAACUGAUACAUAUGCUGUCCAUAGUACCUGUUGACAAAGACCAAGUAAAUCUGUUACAUAAGGUUUUAGAAAAUAUCAUCAGUGUCACCUGUCGGGAACUGCGAGAUGUGCAGUUGAGUUUAUUUCUUCCAACUGUUCGGAUGCUGCUUACAAUUACCCAAGCCUCAUCUGUAGCUUGUAAUCAAGUUGUCACAGUGGUGGUACCGUUGCUGCUGAACCAGUAUCAUAAAGUAUCCAGUCUGGAGGGGAAGACCAUUGUGCUGCAGACUCUUACUAUGUUUCUUGCAGUUUGUGAGGAGCAACAUGUCACACCCACCACUGUUCCUAUCCUGGCCCCAAUAUGGGUGGACAUUCAGAGCUUAUAUAUGAAUGCAGCACAACAUGUCAAAUGUGAGAUUCGGGUAGAAGGUAUUCAUGGUUUCUUAAUCUCCGCUAGAUCUUUAUGUCAUGAGACAAGACAAGAAGUGUAUGAACUUCUGUGUACAUAUGUGAAGCAAGAAGAUUCUGCUCAGGUCAGACAGGAAGUUACUGCUUGUUUAAAAGUGUUGGCCAAAUUGUAUCCUGAUGAGGUUAUGGAGGCAGUUGUAUUGUCCAGAUUGCAGUGGAACACAGAUCCGGGUUCAGAAGAUGAACAUAAUGCCCUGGUUGUGGCUCGAUGUUUGGAUGCCUUAUGUGCAGUUGCUGUUGCAGAACCUUUCACAGAGUACUUAGUUCCUAGAAUUCUCAGUUUUAUCACUGGAAAAUAUCAGGCAGAUGAAUGUAGUGCAGGAAUUAGAAGCCUUAGGACAUUAGUUGAAGCACCUGAAUCAGGCUCCAAGGUGCACACAUAUUUGUGUGUGCAGUGUGGAGCUGUAUCUGGACUUGUCACAUGGUGGCUGCAUGGUAUCCAGGAGAACAGAUAUCCCCAGAUAUUCUGUAAUGAAGACCUCUUGGUUGACUGUGCCACAAUUGUCAGCACAAUUUUAAGGACCCAGUCGGAAAGUUUUCAAUCAGAUAUUGUAACUGAGUUUAUUCCAUAUUUUUUGGACUCUGGAUUGAAUCCAGAAGAAAAUAAUUUCAAACCGCUCAUGGCAUCAUCAUCGUGGCAUGUGACUCAGUCAGUGGUGUUACUGGAAGCAUUGCUAAGUCCUGUUAGGCAGGAUGUAAAUAUUCCACCACUGUCAUGCUUAGUUAUGCAGCUUCAGACACUUGCCAUUCACACAUCACAUCCUCUUACAUCAAGAAGUGCAGCUCGGUUUGUGGCUUCUCUUGUAAAUAAAGCUCAUGAUGAUGAACCUUUGGCUGUGUUGUUGUCUAAUCUGUUGGUAACCCUGUUGGAUACAUUAGAUCAGGAUGAUAUUCCUGUGAUGAAGGCUACCAAUGCUGUCAACUUGUUUGCAUGGCUUACAAAAGCUCUUGUUAUGAGAGGCCACAGACAAACAGAUAUAUGGGUAGGCAAGUUAAUUGCUAUGCUGAGCCAUGAUGCUGUUGGUACUUGUGUGGCAGAAGGCUUCAAAUUGAUUAUGAUUCAGAAUGAGGAGUAUAUGAACUCUGACAACUACGGCAAUAUCAGGAUUUUAUAUCGCCAAAGAUUUUUCCAGACAUUUCCAGAACUUGUAGAACAUUAUCAUCAUGCAGCCCAACCUGUGAGGUGUAACUUUUUAAUUGCCUUGGCCUACAUGCUUCAAGGAGUUCCAAGAGUUGUACUAACCAUGAGCUUGCCAGAAUUGAUCCCACUUCUAGUAGAAUCACUAGAACAGAGCAAGGUGGUUCUGUUACUUUCUAUUCUGGAAAUUUUGCGUGAUCUUCUGGAAUCCAAGCACUCAGUAUUAGAAGGCCAUAUUCAGACAUUUCUUCCAAGGUUCUUAAAGCUAACACGAUUCCAAGAUUCCUUGAAAGUUCGUAUUGCUGCAUUACAGUGUGCGCUGCAAAUGUGCAACUAUCCAACUCACUUACUUUUGCCAUAUAAACAGCAAACUGUUCAUGAAUUGGGGUCUUGUUUGGAUGACCCCAAGCGUCUAGUACGACAGCAAGCAGUAUCUACUCGUUCCCGCUGGUAUUUGAUUGGUGCCUCAGGAGAACCAACAAAAACUUGAUCUAGAAGUAUAUUCAUAAUUCCUUGUUUGUGAAAUCCUAUCUUGCAGUGAAACUGACAAACAUUCAACUUGUUACUUAUACAGUGUAGAGACUAAAACUUGGUAACAAACACUGGUAGGUAUCUUUGCUUACCAGCCUAGGAAUACUGGAAAUGCAUAGCACUUUUAGCAUGCUGGAGUUUGAAAUCAGCCAUACCUUGUGGGUAACUGUAAUAUCCGUAUACCUACACCACAGAGAGAGAUCAUAUACUCAUUAAAUCUCUUUGUGAGUGAAAUAUUUUGUGUCAUCACUGGAUGUCAUUAUUGCCAUGUUUGGACAUCACAUCUGAUUUGUGUUAAAAUAUAUCUUAUUUUUCCAAAAAAGGAAAUAGUGAUUUCUGACAGCUGCUUUCAGGGUGGCUAAUCAUCUUGCAGACAUGUGUCUGAAGGAGAAAAUAGUAACUUCUCUAUGUGAAAGUGAUGAUGAAUUCAGCUCAUCUUAGAGGUUUUGGGCAAGUGCACACCAAUGAAACUGGAAAUCACAACUUCUAAGAAAUUUCAUUUCAUUUAAUUUAUUCACCUUCCAUAAAUCCUGUCGAGAAUACAUUCUCAUGCAGCCAUUCUGAGCUGAAAACCAGUUGCCCAAUUGGCAUCUACACACUGAGGAAACUUACGUUUAGAAGUUGCUCAAGUCAUAAGUGGGUGUGCAUGUCAAACUUAAUGUGAUCCAGUUUUUUUAGUUUUAUGCAUUUAAUUUCUGCAGUGUCAAAUAAUAUUGACCCUGAUGUAACAUGGUGGUGGUUGAGGCAGAAUAAUAAGAGAGGAAAUAGCAAAGGAAAUACUGGUUUCAUUCAUUCUGCGACAAUAAUUUAACCUUUAUUGUCUGCAGUAAAGAGUUUAACUGGUGAGGCUGGUGGGCAGGUCUUAACUUGAGGGGUUUUAAAUUGUAAGGGUGUUAGUAUUGAAGAAAUAUAUACAGUAUCCCAGAGAUAAGUACACAUAAUUGAAGCUUGUGUACUAUGGCUCAAAACAUUGAAAACAGUUUAAUGAAUGUGGAUCUGCAAGUGCUUCAGUAAGAAACUGGAGACAUUCUAAGGUGUUCCUGACAGCAGUAGGAUUAGAGCUGUGGUUACAGAAGUAAUGCAUGCUAGAGACUCUUUUAAAGGAAACUGAAAUUGAGAGUGGACAAUAUAAAUGACUACUGCCUUGCCCAGUCAACAAAACAUAUCUGUCCUGUUUACAGUGAUUAGUGAGUUCAGCAUGUAUACUAGAAUAUAUCAGGCAUUCAUUUCCAGUGAACUGUGUGUACAGUCAAGUGCUAUUCUUUCAAUAAUGUACAAGUAGCUGCUUUGCAAAUCUCUGCUUAAAAUGGACAGCUACACAUUUCUUGAAUAUGUCAAUAUGCAUAUAAUUUUUGACAGUGCCCAUGGUAAUGGUACGGCAGCUGUAAAGUUGUGCACAGAGAGGUACUCUCAAUACAGACUUCCAAACCCAUGUUUCA
This is a messenger RNA of Cryptotermes secundus, 4796 nucleotides long. RefSeq names its product MMS19 nucleotide excision repair protein homolog (gene Mms19). Gene Ontology annotation, cellular component: cytosolic [4Fe-4S] assembly targeting complex. The transcript is spliced from 19 exons. The record is from RefSeq and is a predicted model, not a curated record. The coding region runs from base 266 to 3316 and encodes 1016 amino acids. Gene Ontology annotation, biological process: iron-sulfur cluster assembly. NCBI's taxonomy places the organism in Eukaryota, Metazoa, Arthropoda, Insecta, Blattodea, Kalotermitidae.